CCAAGCUCCCGCUUUUAGACGCGCCGGUGCCGCAUUCAGUCGGUCCCGCCGACCACUGCGGCCUCCCGUUUUACCGUCUCCGACUUGUUUGAUUACAGUCGAUCAAACAAGUACUUCCAUUCUCAACGAGGAGCGUCGAUAUCGAAUAGACAUUCCAAUAUUAUUGCGCGUUCAUCUGUCUAUCCUCCUCGCGCGCCCAUCCUUACAAGUUUUUCUCUCACCAUUACUAAACAAACGUGGAGAAUUACCUCAUACUGUCUAGGGAGUCCCAUGAUCGCAGUAAUGCGUCUCUUUGUCGAUGUGAAGAUGCCAGAGGGCGCGCAGCUCUUCAGGCAUCCCUACGCGUCCAGUCGGCGUGCAUUGAAAGAGAUCCGUGCAUCGGAGCGAAGAAAUCUUCUUCGCACACUAUAAAAGCCUGAGGUAUGUUUACUGCUCUUCAGUAUCCUAACGCAAGGCUCAGUGUCCCCAUAGAACACCCAAGCUUACCCUUUUGUCACACAAUGACCACCACUCUCAAGAUCGCCGUUUGUCUUUUCAGCGAUGUGGCCAAUUUGGACUACGGUGGACCUAUGGAGCUGUUCAGCUUCUUAUCCCCUGAGGGUGUCAACGACGGAUUCAUCAAAUCACCUAUCAUCUUACAACCUACCUACCUGGCUGAAUCGCGCGAACCAUUGCGUGGUAGCCACGUUGGACCUUUGAUCACUCCCGACAGGGCAUAUGGUGAGGUCAAGGGCAACGAACAGUUCGACAUCAUUCUUAUCCCUGGAGGGUUAGGCGCUCGUCCUGAUUUCGUUAAACCCCCCGUCCUCGAAUUCUUGAAGCGUCAAGUUCCUGGUGCUAAAUACGUACUUGCUGUCUGCACUGGUUCCUGGCUUCUGGCCCAGGCGGGCUUGCUCGAUGGCAAGCGCGCGACAACCAACAAGGCAUCGUUCAAAAUCAUCCAGGAUGCAACAAAGGGUAACAAUAUUCAGUGGGUCGCCAAGGCACGCUGGGUCGUCGAUGGUAAUUUGUGGACUGGUUCCGGAGUCACUGCAGGCAUCGAUAUGGCUCAUGCCUUUUUGAAACACCUCGUUGGUGACGAGACCACGAAUGUGAUUCGAGGCAUCGUCGAAGUUGGCGUCCGUGAUGCAGACGAUGACGAGUUUGCUGAAUUCCACAAUUUGAUCUGAGGAAGUUCAGUUAGUGAAGUGUACCACAAGAUCAUUGUACUAUAUUGAUCCAAGUGUCCUUGUAAGCUGCGUGUGUAUGUUUUGAAAGUGUUAUGUUCAUUUGAUUGCUCCCCGCUGCCAUGACCAUAUUUAGUAGUCCACCUUCCAAAACAAGCAAUGCCUUGCCUAAAGUAGCAAGCGUUCGUGAGCUGGAGAUGAUGUCACCAACGUCGGUCACACGCUGGUGUCGCAUUUAGGCAGAGUGUAUCCUCACGGCCGCCGUUUCAUCCAGCUCACCUGGCGAUUAUAACCUUUCUCUUUCACCAUUAGUAACUGAGGAGCCUCAUGAUCACACUGGUAGCUGUAUGAAGAUGUUUGAAGGAUUGCAUAGUUCAUCAUGUGCAAGGUCAAGGCGAAGAUACGGGAUUCGAGGAGAUGCGCAUGUCGGGCUGAACAAACUUUGUUUGUAUGCUGUAAAAAUCCAAGUUGUAUUUCCUUGCUUCCAAUUCCAUUCCCAAAGACCUUUUGAGCUUACUCGGUCAUCACAUAAUGA
Messenger RNA from Somion occarium, 1701 nucleotides. Lineage: Eukaryota; Fungi; Basidiomycota; Agaricomycetes; Polyporales; Cerrenaceae. The record is from the annotation of a GenBank genome assembly.